Messenger RNA from Daldinia loculata, 3114 nucleotides. RefSeq names its product zinc finger transcription factor 1. Lineage: Eukaryota; Fungi; Ascomycota; Sordariomycetes; Xylariales; Hypoxylaceae. Gene Ontology annotation, molecular function: DNA binding; DNA-binding transcription factor activity, RNA polymerase II-specific; zinc ion binding. Gene Ontology annotation, cellular component: nucleus. Gene Ontology annotation, biological process: DNA-templated transcription; regulation of DNA-templated transcription. The coding region runs from base 1 to 3114 and encodes 1037 amino acids. The transcript is spliced from 2 exons. The record is from RefSeq and is a predicted model, not a curated record.
AUGAUCUCAUUGGAAGACCACUCGAACGACUUGUUCGCUACGCCCGGACACGGCUCGAUCUCAUCAAUUGGCGAGCGGAAGGACUCAACCGCUUCAGGCCCUCAUAGUACCACUUAUACCAUGGUUGACCCUUCACAGCAUAAUAGACGGCGCAGCAUGGACGGGUCUGAUGAUGGAAGCCAGGAAAGCGUCCAUGUUGGCACCAAUUCUUUGGAAGACAAUAUGUCGGAUGAGUUCGGGUUAGCGACGGGUGGGCCUGGCGACGGUACCGAUUUGGGAGGGAAGCUGAAGGAAAACAAAUCCGAUCCCGCACCAGCUUGGAGCGAACUAAAGACGAAGGCAGGGAAGGAGAGAAAAAGAUUACCCCUGGCAUGUAUUGCAUGCCGGAGAAAAAAGAUACGUUGUUCGGGAGAGAAGCCGGCUUGUAAGCAUUGUCUUCGGUCCCGGAUCCCUUGUGUGUACAAGGUCACUACGCGGAAGGCGGCCCCGAGGACCGACUACAUGGCUAUGUUAGACAAACGACUAAAGAGGAUGGAGGACCGGAUUAUCAAGCUUGUACCUAAAUCAGAGCAGGACACAUCCACCAAUAACGUUGUCCGGGGCGUGGUAAAACCCGCUAUCCCCGGAACCCUUCCCACAGGGAAGCAAGCAACAAAGAAGCGAGGCGCAGAGGAGGCAUUUGGUGCGGAACUCGAUCAUUGGGCUAGAAAUGGCCCUAAGACUAGGCUGGAGGGUUCCAGUAAGCCCACGUCGUUGCAAGUGCAAGAAGCAGAGGAAAGCAAACUGCUAUACGAAGGCGCUGAGGCUUUACCACCGAAAGAUCUACAGGAACAUCUCGCAGACGUAUACUUCGAAAAUAUUUAUGGCCAAGCAUACCACCUCCUCCACAAACCAAGCUUCAUGAGAAAACUUAAAGCUGGAACCUUACCUCCAGUUCUAGUGCUUUCCGUUUGUGCAAUUUCCGCCCGCUUUUCGACUCACCCAAAGUUCGCGAUAACGAACAAUUUUCUCCGAGGAGAAGAAUGGGCAGCUCCAGCUCGAGAUAUCGUAACGAGGCGCUACGAAUGGCCCAAUAUUACGAUUCUAACAUGUCUACUGCUGCUCGGCUUGCACGAAUUUGGUACGUGUCACGGAGGUAGGAGUUGGGCGUUGGGUGGUCAGGCCACUCGAAUGGCGUUUGCAUUACAAUUGCAUAAGGACUUGGAGUAUGAUCCCAUGCGGCUGAAUCCGACGAAGCAGCUUAGCUUCAUCGAUCGCGAAAUUCGAAGGCGAACGAUGUGGGCUUGUUUCCUGAUGGAUCGUUUCAAUUCUUCGGGAACGGAUCGCCCUAUGUUCAUAAAAGAAGAAACGGUCAAGAUCCAAUUACCAAUUAAAGAAAAACUCUUCCAACUUGAUAUGCCAGGACCUACUGAAGAUCUGCAAGGACAAGUUCCUCACCCGGUACCGAUGGAUGAGGGACAGCUCUCCGAUGCGAAAGAUAACAUGGGCGUGGCAGCAUACAUGGUUCGCGCCAUUGCCCUAUGGGGGAGAAUAAUAAAUUUCUUAAACCAAGGGGGAAUGGACUCAGACGAGCAUUCGAUGUGGGAGGGUGACUCCGAAUAUGCCGUGCUGCUUAAACAAGCAGAAGAUUUUGCUGAAAACCUACCAGAUGGAUUGAAAUAUAGUGCCGAGAACCUCCAUCUGCACCAAACAGAAGGGAUGGCCAAUCAGUUUUUAUUUUUACAUAUCUCGAUCCAGCAAAAUGUCCUAUUCAUGAACCGAUUCGCGGUGUCUUCGCCAGCCGGGUUAUCGAAAGCAGACGUCCCUAAUACCUUCAUUACACAGACGGGAUCAAAAGCGUUUGCUGCUGCUAAUAGAAUAUCCGAGCUGCUGAAGGAUGCGGAGCACUACAUGAUCGCGGCGCCUUUCGUCGGCUACUGCGCAUUCCUGUCGAGUACCGUUCAUAUAUUCGGAAUUUUCUCGGGCAACUCUACCGUAGAGACAGCCGCAAAGAAGAACCUGGCUAUAAAUGUUAAGUUCCUCUCGAAGAUGAAGCGUUAUUGGGGCAUGUUCCACUUUAUGGCAGAGAAUCUACGCGAGCAGUAUAAGACAUGCGCUGAUGCUGCGCGCCAAGGUACUCCGGCGGGCGAUAACUCAGCAGCCUCGCCUAUAUUCCAGUAUGGAGAUUGGUUCGAUCGGUACCCACACGGCGUGUCGCAGCCAGAAUUCGUUGAACCGGCUUCCUUCAAAAAGAAGGAAACUGGCGAGGAUGCAGUGCUCGAGCAGAAACCAGAACUUCACACGGUUGAAGAAUUCUUCACGCAGCUCUCACCGCCGCAAAGUACGGGCGAGGGACGUGAGAAUGCUGGAUCUAGCAGACCACCUUUAAUGAAACGGAAGUCGAUAGCAAAGAAGGGCAGCAUCUCUUCGCGUGGUGAACAGCAACAACUGGAACCCCUUCUUACCGAUCUCAACGGCGCUAGUAUACCCGAACAAAUCCAGCGCAUCCAGCAUGCGCAACAGCAGAGAGCGCAGGCACAACGCAACUAUUCUCGUCUAGGCGGGCAAACUAGUGGGCCGACCUCUUUCAACUCUAACCUCGCACACGCACGCUUACAAAAUGCAGCAGCGAACUACCACGCCCUAUCGCCGAUUAGCCCUGUCACCGUUGGCGGGUUCCAGCACGGCCACGGACACGGACACCAACAUCCCGCCUUCUAUAACCAGGACUUACUUUCGCUGUCCCUCUCAAACAAUGCUGCGGGAAUACUGCCGCAGCUGGAUCGCCAGCUCGUAUUCAACGCAUAUGGCAACUUAGAUCCUUCAACGAUUAGCGGUCCUGAGGCUAUUAUGGACUGGGACGCGUUGGCUGGUAACGGAAGUAACUCAAGUAGAGGACAUAACGCGAACGGAUCCAAUGCUGGCUCUGGUGACGGGCCAAGUAAUCAUCAUGAUAGCUUGCCUGGCGGGUUUGUUUCCGAACCAUCUUCUGCAUGGUUUAUGCCAUUCAACAUGGAGCCGCCAGAACUGGGCCAAGAUCUAGGCGGUAUGGGCGGUGUUGAUGGGUUUGGGCUCUUCAGCCCUGGCGUGCAUACUCCCGGUGCUGGAUUAGGCCUCCGGAGGGGGGGCCGAUAA